GUGCACAGUUGGUGCAAACGGCCCAAGGGGCGGCAGCUUUCUGGAGAAUGGAUCCAGUGAGAACUCAGUAGGACACUUCCGAUAGUUUUUGGGACUCAGAACGUUAGCAGUAGAGACCACGUCACUCGGUCUACUCCCCCUUUUCCUUCCCUUGUUGGAGCAACAUCCACAGCUUAGAAACAGCUGGAUAAAGAUUUUGGAUCAGAAAAGCGCAAUCAUGAUGACCGGAUUUCGACUAAACCUGUCGCCCCUGAAGGAGCCCAUCGGCUUCGUCAAACUGGUGGAGUGGCUCACAGCCAUAUUUGCUUUUGGCUGCUGCUGUGGAUUUUCAGGGAAGAACGUCAUAUCUAUCCUCUGUGGCGAUGGCAGUAAUGAAACUCUCAAUGCCAUGUAUCAAUACCCAUUUAGGUUAAGCCAGUUCCCGCUCAUUGAUAAAAAUACGACUCUUUGUAACCAAUCUGUCACUACAACACACAUGAUGGGAGACUCGGCCUCCUCGGCGGAGUUCUUUGUAGGUGUUGGGAUUAUCUGCUUCCUUUACAGCAUGGCAGCUUUGCUGGUGUAUUUAGGCUACAUGCACGUCUACAAGGACUCUGACUUUGGACCCAUUUUUGACUUUGUGAUCACAGCGAUCGUGGUUUUCCUGUGGCUGGUGUGUUCAUCCGCCUGGGCUAAAGGCCUGCAGAAUGUAAAGAGUGCCACAGACACUGAAGGCAUCAGUGGCACGCUGGCACUCUGUAAGGGUAGCAACAUCACCUGUGAGGUCACAGAGUUUGCUAACAUGCGGACCCUCAAUAUCUCUGUGGUGUUUGGCUACCUUAACAUGCUUGUGUGGGCCUUCAAUGCUUGGUUUGUGUACAAAGAGACUCGCUGGCACUCCCGGAAAUUUUCAUCCCAGCCUGGACCGGGAAGGCACCAGGUCCCUGCGCCAAUCUAACAUACAGAUACACACAAAGACUCAGUACAAAACACAGAAAAUGUGCACAUGCCACAUACAGAAAAUCACCCUUAAGUGCACACACAUACACACACAUACACAAAGUAUGCAUGCAUGUUAAGUACAUGUGGAGAAAUGAAGAGAUUUUAACACAUAAACACACACACACACACACACACACACACACAAAUACUCUGUGAAAGUGAUGAAGACACACAAAGUGAAGGAUGAAUGGGUAGCUCAUAUUAAAAUGCUGACUGCAGUUAAGUUUUGCAGCAGUACAGAUUUGCAUUGGUGUUUUGUAACCCAAUAUGACCUAAUGUGGUAUCAGGUGGUAGACAAGAAGCCAUCCACACACAAUAGCAGCACCAAUGCAACAAGCAUGCCAAAUCCUUUUAAAUGUGCCUUUGUUCUAUUAUUCUUAAAUGGCUUCAGAUGCUUUGCACACAGUGAUCGAAUCCUAUGACCUGAUUUGGCCUUCAUAGAAGUAUUGCAGUUUAUGAGGUUUUCUGCCUCAUCUGGUUUAUUACACUUAUUUUUACACAGAUGAAUGUAAAGUGCUCAGCCCUUUCUCUGUGACACCACACUUGGACAUUUUAUUUUCUAAGAUCUAAGAUCAACUGCUUUAAGGGCAGUGUGAAAAUCCAAUUUUAUGACCCCUUGUUAACCCUAACUAAAUGUGUUUAUUUACAAAAGUGAGUGUGAUCGAUAUUGCAAAAUGUAAUAUGCAUUUUGCCUUGUAUUUGCACAUUUUUCAAAAUAUUUGUAGAUUAAAAAGAUAUGCCUCAUUCCAAAACCACUUAUUUUACAUCAGUUAACUGACUCCCUCAUACCCUCUAGUGUCAGAAAGAGGGAAUCAGUGAAGUCUGGAUGAAACUCCACUCAUGCCAACCAUUUAUCCUUACAGAUUUUUCUCAGUAAGAAACAGGCAAGCAGCCUGACCUAGUUUAUCUCCAAGGUUAAAAUAACUGUAGUCUAGGACCUUUUUUAUUUUGCACUGAUGAGGUGCUUGUGUGAUUUCAUCAAUGUCGCAUUAAAGGAACAAUUCACCCUCAAAAUCAAAUAUACAUUUUUUUUUCUAGGUGUACUACUAUGUGUCCAUCUUGGCCACAUCC
This is a messenger RNA of Oreochromis aureus, 2052 nucleotides long. It is a transcript of the gene sypl1, whose product is annotated as synaptophysin-like 1. The record is from RefSeq and is a predicted model, not a curated record. Gene Ontology annotation, cellular component: synaptic vesicle; synaptic vesicle membrane. Bases 218 to 937 code for a protein of 239 amino acids. NCBI's taxonomy places the organism in Eukaryota, Metazoa, Chordata, Actinopteri, Cichliformes, Cichlidae. The transcript is spliced from 6 exons.